Molecule: messenger RNA, 2303 nt
Organism: Hypoxylon trugodes
Lineage: Eukaryota; Fungi; Ascomycota; Sordariomycetes; Xylariales; Hypoxylaceae
Product: protein disulfide isomerase
Exons: 4
Coding region: 317-1831 (504 amino acids)
Biological process (GO): response to endoplasmic reticulum stress; protein folding
Cellular component (GO): endoplasmic reticulum
Molecular function (GO): protein disulfide isomerase activity
Source: RefSeq, a predicted model, not a curated record
CCACAACAAAUGGAGGGGCUAAGAUACCCAAAUUGAACUAACGAUUUGGUGAUUCAGCUAAAUUCUAGCUUAAGAUAGCGUGCCUUAGGUAGCUGUGGCCAGAUAUUCGGGAACCAUUUCAGCCUUUUUAACCAACUUUUUUGCCAAUCUUCCCCAAUUCACCACCUCCCUCUAAUUUUUGAAGGGACACAUAUACCACUGUAGGGGGAUACAAAACAUACUCCAUCUACAUUCUGCAUCCAGCUUUUUAGUUUCCUCCUUCAUAGUUUAUUACCCUAGUUCUAUCAAGCCAGUGCUAUAUAAUAAGGUUUUCACAAUGUACUCGGCUAGGAACAUAGUCUUUACGCUGUUCGCGGCCGCCGCAGGUGUCUCUGCGGCGGAUGCUGCGUCGGAUGUUACGCAGCUAAACAAGGACACAUUUAACGACUUCGUCAAGGGCAACGACCUCGUCUUAGCAGAAUUCUUCGCUCCGUGGUGCGGUCACUGCAAGGCGCUCGCCCCAGAGUACGAGGAGGCCGCUACAACGCUGAAGGAGAAGUCGAUCAAGCUAGCCAAGGUCGACUGCACAGAAGAGAGUGAUCUCUGCCAAACAUAUGGUGUCGAGGGCUACCCGACACUCAAGAUCUUCCGUGGUCCGGAUAACAUCACACCCUACACUGGUCAACGGAAAGCCGCUGCAAUUACUUCAUACAUGAUUAAGCAAUCUCUUCCCGCAGUUUCGCUUCUUACCUCCGAGACGCUCGAAGACUUCAAGACCGCCGACAAGGUUGUCUUAGUAGCCUUCAUCGAAUCCUCCGACAAAUCUUCUAAUGAAACAUACACAAAGGUCGCUGAGAAGUUCAGGGAUUCUUACCUCUUCGGUGCCACCAACGAUGCUGCGUUGGCUGAAGCCGAGGGUGUCAAGGCCCCGGCCGUCAUCUUAUACAAGCAAUUCGAUGAAGGCAAGGCUACCUUCUCCGAGAAGUUCGACGUUGAGGCCAUUGAGCAAUUCGCUAAGGUCGCAUCGACUCCUCUGAUCGGUGAGGUCGGCCCCGACACCUACUCCGGUUACAUGUCCGCUGGUCUCCCCCUUGCCUAUAUCUUCUCCGAGACUGCCGACGAGCGUAAGGAGCUUGGUGAUGCCCUGAAGCCCAUUGCCGAGAAGUACCGCGGCAAGAUCAACUUCGCCACUAUUGACGCUUCGGCUUUCGGUGCUCACGCCGGUAACCUUAACCUCAAGACUGAUAAGUUCCCUGCGUUCGCCAUCCAGGAGACGGUGAAGAACCAGAAGUUCCCCUUCGACCAGGAGAAGGAGAUCACCCACGAUGCCAUCAGCGCCUUUGUUGAUGACUUCUCUGCUGGCAAGGUCGAGCCCAGCCUCAAGUCUGAGCCCAUCCCCGAGAAACAGGAGGGUCCCGUUACUGUUGUCGUUGGUAAGUCGUACGAGGACGUUGUCUUGGAUGACACCAAGGAUGUCCUAAUUGAGUUCUACGCUCCGUGGUGCGGUCACUGCAAGGCUCUUGCUCCCAAGUACGAUGAUCUCGCCUCGCUAUACAGCAACAGCGAAUUUAAGGACAAGGUUGUCAUCGCCAAGGUUGAUGCUACCAACAACGACGUUCCCGAUGAGAUCCAGGGUUUCCCUACUAUCAAGCUAUACCCCGCUGGCGCCAAGGAUAAGCCAGUGACCUACAGCGGCUCUCGAACCGUUGAGGACUUAAUCAAGUUCGUCAAGGAGAACGGCAAAUACAAGGCCGGUGUUGAGGAGAAGAAGGAGGAAGAGACCCCUGUUGCCCCGGCCGCAACCGAGUCUAGCAGCAGUGAAGCUGCCCAGGAGACGCACGAUGAACUAUAAACAUGAAAAGAAAAUUAUAACAGAAUAAAGAAUGAAGCAUCUGUACAGUGUCUUUCUAGUUAUAUCGACCGGGCAAUUCCAUCAGCCGGCACGCUGGGUCAAUCUGGGACUGGGGGUAUAUAUGUUGACUUCAGGUAGAUCAACAUAGGAAAGGUUCAUGAAUUUGAUUGUCUGACGAAUCGUGUGGCUUUAAUAUGCGGAUAACUAUGAAGGCGAUAAAGUAGUAGUAAAAACGAUGAAGACACGAUUAUACUGUAACUGGCUUACUACGUGUAAUAAUGUACCCAAGUAGGUGCUUACUACUGGCCAAAUACAGCAGUAACCAACCAGCACGAUUGGUUCUGUAAGCCCUCCCGAGGUUAACUACAAUAGAAGGUCUUACCGAGAAAUAUCCGCUAUAGUGAAUGAAAUUAGUGCAGGUGGAAUGCGUAAAUGGGGACCCACUUUAGGUACCCCAACUCAAUUGAUUGAC